Messenger RNA from Caenorhabditis auriculariae, 4217 nucleotides. The record is from the annotation of a GenBank genome assembly. Lineage: Eukaryota; Metazoa; Nematoda; Chromadorea; Rhabditida; Rhabditidae.
AUGUUACGUGCUGCUAGGAAACGCCGGCUUGGAGGUAUUAUCACCUGAAUGUUCACAAAGAAAGCCCGUUAUUUUAAUGGAGAACUACUAGAUUGUUGAGCGAACAAAAGAUUAAUGAACGUUUGAUAUGGAAAAAGGGCUUGACUGUUGUUCACAUUCGUCCUUGUUUCAACUUUUGUUUUCUCUGUUCUUUGUCGAGCGUUUAAUUGUUAAAAGGUCACAUGACCUGCAUUUAUUGGUCAUCGAACAUUCUCUUUCUAGCGAUGUCUUCUUCUCGGAACUCUUUAGAGAGGGCCGAGAGCAGCUCUUUGCUUGGGGGUCAUGACAACUCUCCGUUCGCUCCUUCAUCUUCGCGUAGGCUCUCUUCAAUUAAGAACGAAUGUGUCACUACUGUUGAGCCAGUUGUUCUCGUGCAGAGAUGGACGGUACGUUUUUGUUUUUCGAGAAAUUUUUGAGAAAAAUAAGCUUUUUGUACUUGUUCGAGACCAUAUUCACAUAAAUAACGUAAUAUCAUUCGAAAAAAAUGAGUUUCAGCAGUAUUGUUUGUGUUGAAAUCUAUAAUUUAAUAUAACGACCUGAAAAUUUUUGUAAAUGAACAUCUUUUCAUAGUAAUGUUCGCAAAAUCUCGCAUUUUGGUUAAAAGGCGCAAAAGAAAUCAAUAAUUCUUAUGGAUUGUUGAAGUUAAGAAAAUUAAAUUUUUUUUUUUUGAAAUGAACUUUUUAUCUUCAUGCCGUGUGUUCAAAGUGAUUUCGAAGAUUUCAAAAUUGACGCGUUAUUCGUUAAAAAAUAUUUCGGGAAUUAGGGAGAAUUGGUAUUCCCCGAAGGCGCAGGAAAAAUGAGUCCUACAACAAUAUAUUGCCAAAUAUGCAUUUUUACGCUGAUUUUUAUUCGUGAAUUUGAAAUUUCUUUAAAUGCCCAAAUAAAGCCAAAAUUUUGAGUUCGCGCGCAGAAGUUACAUUAAAAUGCAUACCUAGCGAUGAAUUGUUGGAGGACUAAUUUUUUCCUGCGCCUUCCCGCAAUACCGAUACUUCCUAUUUCUCAAAAUCAUUUUAAAAAAAAUACCGCGUCCAUUUUGAAAUCGUCGAAAUUACUUUGAACACGGCAUGAAUAAGUAGAAUAUACUAUCCCAUUUCGUUCAUUAUUCGACUUAAGGUGAACAACUUCGAAAGCCUCAUAAAGCUAAGUCAACCAGGAGUUUGUUUAAGAAGCAGUGUUUUUCGGUGAGUUGAAAUAAUAAAUGAGUGAUUAAUACUGAACGAUAAUAGAGAUAACGCCCUACCAGACGCCUGCUGGCAACUAUGUUUAUAUCCGGGCGGAAAACGGGAAGAAAACGCGAAUCACGUAUCUUUAUUCUUGAAAAUGUCUGCAACUGCUCAGAUGAAAGAGGUUUUGCAGAUUCAUCUGGGGGAUUUCAAAGUUCUUGUUCAGGUUCUUGUGAAAGCUGAAUAUCGUUUUUAUUUUCUGGACGACAACGACGAAGCCAAGUUCAGCAACGUUAAUAUUGGCGAGUUCCACGCGAAACCGCCGAAAGGCGGGCAUUCCUGGGGACUUCGGAACAUUCCUCGACAAAAAGUUAGUAUUGUUUUUCAAAUUGAUAGGAAAGAAAAUUCAUAAAAUUUAUAAAAUUUUACUUCGAGUUGAAUAGCAAUUCGCUACUCCCUGACACCAUCCCUGUGACGUCCUCUUGACUUGGCGGUUCGCACACGGAGCCAUAUUAUUUGAUUUGUUUUUCACGUUUUAAAUUUAUAAAAUUAGAUUCGGCGUGAAAAAUUUUCCAUAUUAUUUCAGGCUCUUCCCAUUCUUCAAUUUUUUCACGUAAAUAAAAUAAAUAUAUAGUCACGUUUAUUUCUUGUGUUCCGGAUGAUGUCAUAAGGUGGCGUCAGGGAGUAGCGGUUUGCGAUUCAACGAAAACUUUGAGAUAUAAUGUAAUUUUUAAAUUCGGAAGUUUUUUAUUACACCAAAAUCCGUUAGAAUUUUUUAUUCCGAAGCUAGGAUUUGAGGAGAAAAUUCGUUCGCGGCCAUCGGCGGAUUUUCCCAGGAGUAUCAUGUUUUUAUAGUGAAAAUAGCCCAAAAAUACCGCUUAUUUCCAACCAAACGCUCUAAUAAUUACCGUUUCAGGUGCAAAACAGCAUACGAAGCGACAAAUCUCUUGUGAUUUCCUGCUGCAUUGAGUUGAUUCCUGACGUCACAAAAGUCCCGUGCAAGAAGAUGCCAGCGACACCCGUCCUGCAGAGACAUUGCAUGGAAGUCCCUAAAGGCUUCAUCGACGCCGGUUCGUUCCUCAAAUGUAUCUAUAAAUUAGAACUGGAAGGAUAUUCUUUCGAUUUAAGUUCAUUUCAAAAAGAUUGAGAGUUUGUAUCAAUGCUGCUGUAAAAAAGAAAAAAAAAUCAUCAAAUUCUCCAUAGUAAAAAAAUUGAAGCGAAUCAGCGAACGUGCCAAAGACAACUUUACCUUUUUUUCUAGGAAUCUAGAAAUUUCGCCGCGACGCUCCCCGACGACGCCUUUUUUUCUAACUUUUUUUAAAUAGUUACCUCAUUGUCUUUAAAAAAAUUAAUAUAGAUUAUGACGAGAAAAUGAAAAAAAAGCAAAAAUGAAGAGAAAAAGUCGUCGUUUAAAAGUUUCAGAUGAAAAAAGUUGUAUUUUUUGAAUUUUCAGAGCUGUCUUUGGCUAAGUUUUCAUAGUUUUUUCUUCCAAAUCUUCCAACGAUAGUGGAAUGCGGCAUCAUCAUCUCCAAAUGAUUUUCAAACAACUCUUUGUAGAGCUCGAAAUGCUGCGGUCGGGAGAAGGCGCCGACAUGGAGAUUUGUGCGGGCGCAGAAAACACGAGAGAAGUGUUCCGAACCCACAGUUACAAGCUCAUCUCGCAUUCCGCCGUCUUCCGCGCCAUGUUGAGUCAUGAUAGUUUACAAGAAACUCAGGUUCGUUUUUUUCUCAAUUUCUCAAAAAAAAUCCCGAACUUGUCAGAAUCAAUAUUUGAAUAAAUCUUUUUUUAAAAUUAAAAAAAUUUCGAAAAAUAUAAACAUAUUUUUAUAUAUGGAAUGAAAAAAAGUGGUCUUAAAGUAUUCUAAAAAAAAUCGUAAUCUAGGUUUUUUUGAAAGUGAGUCUUUUUUUCUCUACAAGAAGGGACUAGAACAGUUAGAAAUAAUUAAAAGCUGUGAGAAACAAAAAAAGUUGCCUACGAUUUUUUAUCUCAAUACUAAUUUUUUCAGGAUCGAAAAAUUACAAUAUCUGAUUUUUCGUCAAUGGCUGUGCGGGUAAUGCUCGAAUUUCUGUACACGGGAACCUUGAUCACCAAUUUAGAAGUUGAGGUUCGAUCUGCAUUUUCUUUUUCCAAUCUAUUCAAAAAUUCAGGACGCAGCGGAAGUUAUGCAGAUUGCUGAUAAAUAUGCUUUGUCAGAGUUAAAGAAAACUUGUGAACAACAGCUUCUUGGCAGGUUUCCAAUAAACUAAAAAUUGUGGUUUUUGAAUGAUUAUCUUUCCAGAUUAGCCGUUGCGAACGUUCUCGAAUGCGUGACUUGGGCCGACACUUUGGGUGCGAACAGCUUGUUGGAAGCUUGUCUCGACUACGUUAGUUUCCAUUCAAAGUUCUUUUCUUACGAUGAAAAAGAGUUCAGAAAAUAAAAUCGGCUGCAAAUAGACUGUAAUUAUUUGCCGAUUUCAGUUUUUUUCUUCAAGAUUUUUUUAAUUUUUUUCAAGAUCUUUAAGCGGAAUAAAGAAUGUUCAGUAAAUCAUCGGAGUUUUCCAAAAAAAAGUUGUUUUUUUAGACUUUUUGUCUCACGAAGAUCAAUAAAAAAAUAGAAAGCUGCGAUUCCUAACUUUUUCUCAAUGAAAUUUUUAAUUUAAAAUUUUUUUAUACUGUUUUUCUUUUUGCCAGCAAAAUUUCAGAAAUGAAGUAACGCAAUAAUAAACUGAAGGUUAUAAAGAUUUGCAAAAAAACAAGUCUGGAGUUAAAAUCAUAAAAAACUUACCGGAAAAAGUUUGAUAAAGUUUCUCCAAAAAAAGUCAUUUUACUUGAUAACACGAAAUAGAUACAUGUGAACACAUUUUUGUUCCAAAAAAACAAGGGUUAUGCUGCAGAUCGCGGCGAAUCGGCAGAAAAUCAUGAAUCUAUCGACGUGGCGACAGUUCCUCAACAGUAACACCCAAUUAGGAAACGUUGUUAUGGAACGGAUGGUUUAUUCGGUUGAUGUCCCUCCCGUCAAAAAGUCUAGGAUGUGA